AUGAAUAACUCAAGAUACUCUUAUUAUUCAUCAAGUUCUUUACCAAGAAAAAAAUAUCCUCGUUAUUCUUUACUGGAAAGGAAAGAUUCAAGAUGCACUCAUUACUUGUCAAGUCAUUCACCAAGAAGAGGUCAUUCGCUAAGUAUUCAAAGAAACUGUUCACUAUCUGUUCGAGAUUCAAGAGGCUGCUCAUCAUCUAUCAGGAAUCCAAGAGGUCAUAGUAAUGAUCAUUUAUCAACUAUCAUAGACUCGAGAAGAUUUGGUAAUAGCCAUUCAACAAGUUUUCAAAGGAGUCAUUCACUAUCUGUUCGAGAUUUAAGAGGCCACUCGUCAUCCAUCAAGAAUCUAAGAGGUCAUGAUAAUAACCGUUCAUUAACCAUCAUGGACUUGAGAAGAUUUGGUAAUAGCCGUUCGCCAAGAGGAUAUGAUAAUGAUAUGUUAUUUCGAUCAACUCAAUAUAAUCGAAAAAGAAUAUCAAUAACUUCAGCAUCAGAAGCUAGCUAUCAUCAUGCUCGAAAUGUUCUUGAAGAUAUGAACAAAGAGCAAUAUAAGAGUUUUCAUGAUGAAGUAUUGCAGAUUCUUAGUGAUUUUGAUGAUGUGUUACAACUGGAUCAUACCAAAAGAUGGACGGAUAUCACCCGACAUAUUGCAAAACAUACAAUGAAGGAGAUUGAUAAAGUUAUGAAGAGAAGAUUUCAAUACAAAAAUACAGAGCUGAAUCUUAAUCCAGAAAAAGUCAAGUCAGAAAAGAAAAGAAAAGGGAUCAAUUUUCGUAAAAGUGAUAAAAAAGAGCGACAUCGAAAAGGAUUAUCUCAUAUAUUCAAUAUCAAAAAUAGUUCAUUAAUCGAUCUCAAACCAUCCUCUUUAUCUUGGGAUGAAUUCAAGAAUGAUUGUGAAUUAUUGAUGAAUGAAGGUGAAUUCUAUAGUAAUGAAGUAUCUGAGAGUGAUGAUGAACUCGCCCAAAAGAAGUUAAUAUGA
Molecule: messenger RNA, 978 nt
Organism: Funneliformis caledonium
Lineage: Eukaryota; Fungi; Glomeromycota; Glomeromycetes; Glomerales; Glomeraceae
Source: the annotation of a GenBank genome assembly